UUUUCCCAUCUUAAUUGUUCAAUAAAAAAAACAGCUGUCUGCUGUUUUUUAGUGUGAUAGUGUUGUCACCGGUGUUUUUUUUAUAAAAAAACACAAACUUUUAAGUGAAAUUUCAAAAAAUAAUAUUUUUUUUAUUAUUUUUAUAUAUUAAAUUAAUUUCCAAAUACUUAGUUUAAUUUUAAUUCGGAAAAAAAUGUCGGGUCCGAUGGUUUUGUGUCAAUUGUGGAUGGGCGGUUUGGAGCCAUAUAUGACUGAGAGCUUUAUUUUAAAUGCUUUUCACAAAAUGAAUGAACAACCACAAACUGUAAAAGUAAUGAGGAAUCGCUACACUGGAGAACCAGCUGGUUAUUGUUUUGUUCAUUUUCCCACUGAUGAAAUGGCUCUCGACGCAAUGCAUAAAUUAAAUGGCAAAAUUAUUCCUGGCUCAAAUCCGCCAGUUCGGUUUCGACUGAACCACGCAAGUACAACAGGAAAACCAGCAUCUGACAGAGAAUUCAGCGUUUGGGUUGGUGACCUUUCAACCGACGUAGACGAUUAUUCUCUGUACAGGACUUUUGCUUCCAAAUACAAUUCGAUUCGAACGGCAAAAGUUAUUUUAGACAAUAAUGGCUUCAGUAAGGGUUAUGGUUUCGUUCGUUUUGCUAAUGAAGACGAGCAGAAAAAUUGUUUGGUUGCAAUGAAUGGCUAUCGAGGACUUGGAACGAAAUCUUUAAAAAUUUGCAACGCUGUACCAAGGCCUUGGAGUAAAUCGGGAUCUUCUCCUCCGCAUUCAUCUGCUGAUUAUUCCUCGAAUCUUGGCUCAGAAUCUUAUAAUUAUUAUGAUACAUCUUCUUAUUGGAACAGCUACAGUGCUUGGCAACAAGGAUAUUAUGAAAGUGAGCCAACAUCGGAAAGUUAUGGCACUUACAUGGCCGAUCAUAAACCCGAGGAAGACGAACUGGAAUUAAUAGAGCACUCGACGCCAAUCGACACUGACAAAUUGAAUCGAGAAGUGAUCGAGCAAGAUUACAAUUUAUGGGACGCCUUGGAAAGUUCAAAGUGGAUUCCAUGUGAUACUCUUGAAUUAUGCUACUAACUAAUAAUUAACUAAAAUUCAUUUUAGACUAAAUAAUUUUAUCAAGAGAAUCAAAAGACAAGAAAAAUAAGUCCUCAAUCAUUCUUCCCAUUGUCGUAAGUUCUUCGAAAGCCACACGAUAUUUUUAAGAAUAAUUUUUUUUUUUUUCUUAAAUAAAUCAUACUAGGAUUUAUAAGUAUUUGAUAAUAUAAUUAAUUUAAGAAUAAAAAGAAAUAAAAAAAAUUAAUAAACAAAAUUACAUAGAUCAAAAA
Molecule: messenger RNA, 1326 nt
Organism: Leptopilina heterotoma
Lineage: Eukaryota; Metazoa; Arthropoda; Insecta; Hymenoptera; Figitidae
Gene: Secp43
Product: tRNA selenocysteine 1-associated protein 1
Exons: 5
Coding region: 194-1075 (293 amino acids)
Molecular function (GO): RNA binding
Source: RefSeq, a predicted model, not a curated record